AUGGAGGCCGCCAUGGCUACCGCAGGUGCCGAUCUGGCUGCCCUGCGGGCCGCAGCACAACUGCUGCAGGCUGCGGGCGUCGAUCAGGCGGUCCUGCGGGCCGCAGCCCAGCUCCUACACGCCGCGGGGGCUUCUCCUGAGGACGCGGCCGCCGAUCCCGCCGUUGCUGCUGCCCACCGCGCCGCCAUCGCCACAGGCAAGCAACCCGUCGUUGCCGCCGCGUCCGACACUGCGUGGACCGGGCUCGGGAUGCCGCCCGCGGAUGCGCCGCUCUCCGCCAUCGCCAUCCGCGGGCAGCCGGCCGACGCCGCACUCACCGCGGCCCUCCUCGCCGCCAAUACUAUGGAAAAUGUACCAGAAGGUAUUAAAUAG
Messenger RNA from Panicum virgatum (switchgrass), 372 nucleotides. RefSeq lists its product as uncharacterized. The coding region runs from base 1 to 372 and encodes 123 amino acids. The record is from RefSeq and is a predicted model, not a curated record. Lineage: Eukaryota; Viridiplantae; Streptophyta; Magnoliopsida; Poales; Poaceae. The transcript is spliced from 2 exons.